AUGCUUCUAUGGAAAGAUGAGAUGCGCGACGGAUUGUUCGAGUUUGGAUUGCUCUACGCUCUACUCGUCGGAAACUUUUGCUAUCAAAGCAAUGGUUUUGUCAAGUUUUACGAUGAUCGUUAUUGUCUAUGGAAACUCAUGAAGUUGACACCGAUUGUAGCCUUAGCGCUAUUCACCUACUUUCAUGGAGCCGGACUCAAUGAACGUUCGAGACGUCUUCAUGCACUAGGAAUUGUUUUUGGCGGAAUUGGAGACUGGUUGAUUGGAAAUUCGAAAGAGGGAAUUGUCGUAGGAGCGAUUGCCUUUGGGAUCGGGCAUCUUUUUUACAUGUCACUCUUUGUUCCUGGAUCUUUCAAAAUAGCACCAUCAAUGUUGAUCGGAGCCGCCGUUUGGGGAUUGAUUGCCAAUCAACUGUGCCUCAUGCCCAUGUUUCAAGAGCAUCCAAUUCCCGUUGCCAUCAUGAUUAUCUACUCUCUUCUUCUGACCGCAUGCUUCAUUCUCUCGUAUUCACAGUAUGCCCUUGGAAAUAAUAAACUUCAAGCUGGUCAUGAGGCUUUAUGGUAUCGCUUCAUCGGAUUUGCCCUAUUCUACGCAUCGGACAAUUUGUUAAUCUUUGACCAUGUCGGUUAUCCUGUGCCACUUAGUGAGGUGUUGAUUCUAGGCACGUAUUAUGGCGCGCAAUUCCUCAUCCUAAAGGGACAAAUUGAUUGCGAGGUUGCCGAGCUCUCCGUUGCGAAACCAAGAAAGAAAAUCUCA
Messenger RNA from Mesorhabditis belari, 756 nucleotides. The record is from the annotation of a GenBank genome assembly. NCBI's taxonomy places the organism in Eukaryota, Metazoa, Nematoda, Chromadorea, Rhabditida, Rhabditidae.